CCGCCAGCACCACGCAGGGUGGCGGUGUCGCGUUGGCUGCAAGCAGCGGUUUCCUUUCCCCGCAUCUCAGAUUCUAGCGCCAUUUCUUUCAAAACUGACAUCUGGCCUCCUGAAUGGCGGGGAGCGCAAUGACGUGAUCUGGCUUUGUUUUUCCUUCUUUCUUUUUCUCUUGUUAAAUCAUCCGGUUUGGAGGCGUGGAAGACCCUCGGCGAGGGGCGCCAGGAGCACAGCAAGAGAAACCGGGAGCCGGCACGAGCGCCGCGGACGCGCCCAGCCCGUUCCUGGUCGCUGUCAGGUCAUGAUGAUGGGCAGCACCCGCGUGGCCGAGCUGCUGCUGAUCCACGGCGCGGACCCCAACUGCGCGGACCCCGCCACCCUCACGCGGCCCGUGCACGACGCCGCCCGGGAGGGCUUCCUGGACACGCUGGUGGCGCUGCACCGAGCCGGGGCGCGGCUGGAUGUGCGCGAUGCCUGGGGCCGCCUGCCCGUGGACCUGGCUGAGGAGCGGGGCCACCGCGACAUCGUCGGGUACCUGCGCAGAGAAGGUUCUGCAGAAACCGGCGGCUGAAAGAACCAUUGAAAGCCAGAGGCACAGCAGGACGCCGUGACCACUGACCCCCCCCAUCCCCCCAAUUCUUCCCGCUUUGUUAGCUGCAGUUUAUCAAAUAGCGCUUUUUAACAUUGUGAGCCGCUUCUUCUUCGCUAGCAGAUCUUUCCCUUCCCCUCAACUCCCCUUUAUAUCUGAAUUUAUACAUUGGUAAUAAAGGGUUUUAAUAACCCAA
Myotis daubentonii (Daubenton's bat) is the source of this 782-nucleotide messenger RNA. RefSeq names its product cyclin-dependent kinase 4 inhibitor B-like. The transcript is spliced from 3 exons. Gene Ontology annotation, biological process: regulation of cyclin-dependent protein serine/threonine kinase activity; negative regulation of cell population proliferation; regulation of G1/S transition of mitotic cell cycle. NCBI's taxonomy places the organism in Eukaryota, Metazoa, Chordata, Mammalia, Chiroptera, Vespertilionidae. Gene Ontology annotation, molecular function: cyclin-dependent protein serine/threonine kinase inhibitor activity; protein kinase binding. The record is from RefSeq and is a predicted model, not a curated record. Gene Ontology annotation, cellular component: cytoplasm; nucleus. The coding region runs from base 299 to 568 and encodes 89 amino acids.